This is a messenger RNA of Notothenia coriiceps (black rockcod), 1327 nucleotides long. It is a transcript of the gene mnx1, whose product is annotated as motor neuron and pancreas homeobox 1. The coding region runs from base 1 to 948 and encodes 315 amino acids. Gene Ontology annotation, cellular component: nucleus. The transcript has 3 exons. The record is from RefSeq and is a predicted model, not a curated record. Gene Ontology annotation, biological process: spinal cord motor neuron cell fate specification; endocrine pancreas development; central nervous system development. Gene Ontology annotation, molecular function: sequence-specific double-stranded DNA binding; DNA-binding transcription factor activity, RNA polymerase II-specific. NCBI's taxonomy places the organism in Eukaryota, Metazoa, Chordata, Actinopteri, Perciformes, Nototheniidae.
AUGGAGAAAUCUAAAAACUUCCGCAUCGACGCGCUUUUGGCAGUCGAUUCUCCCAAAGUGCAGACUUCUCCGCUGGCUCUGGUAACUUCCCUGUCUUCCUCUUCCUCCCUCUCCAUCCCCACGUCUGGUUCCAUGGACUCUUUACGCGCCGAGUCUUUACGCGCAGACUCUUUACGCACAGAAACGCCGUCUCCACCGAGGAUUUCAAGCUGCGGAUUGAUCCCCAAACCUGGUUUCCUGAACAGUCCGCACAGUAUGCUCGGAUUACACCAUCAAAGCAACGGAGGAAUCCCCACCCAGGCUCUGUACGGACACCCCAUGUACAGCUACUCUGCUGCGGCUCUAGCAGGCCAACACCCCGCCCUGUCCUACUCGUAUCCAUCCCAUCAUCACCACAGCGACCCCAUCAAACUGACCGCGAGCACCUUCCAGCUGGACCACUGGCUGCGCGUGUCCACGGCCGGGAUGAUGCUGCCCAAAAUGUCCGACUUUAACUCCCAGGCGCAGAAUAACUUGCUUGGUAAGUGCAGAAGACCCAGAACUGCUUUCACCAGUCAGCAGCUGCUGGAGCUGGAGCAUCAAUUCAAGCUGAAUAAGUACCUGUCACGACCGAAGCGCUUUGAAGUGGCGACCUCCCUCAUGCUGACAGAAACUCAGGUUAAAAUCUGGUUCCAGAACAGACGUAUGAAGUGGAAGCGGAGCAAGAAGGCCAAGGAACAGGCGGCUCAGGAGGCCGAGAAGCAGAAAGGAGGAAAAGGAGGCCAGGACAAAUCUGAGGGAACGGAUAAGUCGGACUAUAAGAGCAAGACGGACUCAAAAAACGGAAGAAUCAGAGACUUUAGAGACAGUGACGACGACGACGAGGGGGACACCUUCCUGUACAACUCGUCAGACUGCUCCUCAGAGGACGAGGCGAAUCACACCAGUGAUAUCAGUCCGCAGCCUUGAAGCUUGGGAAAAACGUGGAGAUUUGUAAUGACUGUGGGGGGGUUUCGCUAUAUAAAAAAAAAAUGCAUGCAAUCCAACCUCUGAUCACUUCCUUGGAGCAUUUGUUUGUCAUGAAAAAAAUAGGUCAAGAAUAUAAGAUCAUUGUGUCAUAAAGCAGCAGAUUUAGGGUUUAUUUCAGGAGCAUCUCCACUGUAAACUGUUGCAUGGCUUCAAUGCAAACUGCUGUGGUUCAGUAACACCUCACAGCUCAUACAGUAAAAAGUCAUUUGUCUUUUUGUUCCUUGUGGUGUUCCGUAGCUGAAAAACAAUGUUAUGUUUAUUUUUCUACACUGUAUUUAUAAAUCCCAGUGCAUGCUAACUUAUUGUUUAGCGUCUCUCA